Messenger RNA from Lotus japonicus, 3567 nucleotides. Its product is annotated as G-type lectin S-receptor-like serine/threonine-protein kinase LECRK3. Bases 115 to 3225 code for a protein of 1036 amino acids. The record is from RefSeq and is a predicted model, not a curated record. Lineage: Eukaryota; Viridiplantae; Streptophyta; Magnoliopsida; Fabales; Fabaceae. Gene Ontology annotation, biological process: protein phosphorylation. Gene Ontology annotation, molecular function: protein kinase activity; ATP binding. The transcript is spliced from 3 exons.
UAAACUCUUCUUGUUCAUGUUCAUCAUCUAAAUCAUAGUCUCAAUUUUCAUUUUCCUUUCACAAACAACUUGAUGCUCUUUUCUUUUCAACAUACAUAAGCUAGCUAAUUCCCUAUGGUUCAGCUAACACUAACAUGCUGGUUUUCUUUCUUGUUCUUUACACAUCUUCUAUCUUUAUCAGGGGUUAUUUCAGUAACAUUCACUUUAGUUAACAAAUGCAACUACACCGUGUGGCCAGCUGCGACCACCACCACCAGCGGCGGAAACCUCUCAACCACCGGCUUCGUCUUAAACUCCGGCGACUCCUCCACCGUCACGGUACCGUCUGACUGGAGCGGCCGAUUCUGGGGCCGGACUCUCUGCUCGACGGACCGCACCACCGGGAACUUCUCCUGCAUCACCGGCGACUGCGGCACAGGGAAGGUCGCAUGCGGCGGCAAUUCAGGAUCGCCGCCGGCCACGCUGGCGGAGUUCGGUUUGAACGGUGCCAACAACCGAGAUUUCUUUGACGUCAGCUUGGUAGACGGUUACAACCUCCCUUUGGCGAUUAUUCCGUUGAGGGGGAACUGCAGCAGCUCCGGGUGCCGUGCGGAUCUGAACGCGAAGUGUCCGUCGGAGCUGAAGGUUACGGCGGAGCAAGCGGUGGUGGCGUGCCGGGGACCUUGCGCCGCGUUCAAUUUGCAGGUUUUUUGCUGCGCCGGGAAUUAUUCGUCGCCGUCGAGUUGCGAGCCGAGUGUGUACGCCAACAUUUUCAAGGAAGCGUGCCCGCAGGCGUAUAGCUACGUCUACGAUGACAGUACGAACACCACGUUUACUUGUGCUUCUGCCACAGAUUACAACAUCACGUUUUGUCCUUCCCCUUCUUCCAAUGACACCAGCUUGGGAUCACUGGACCAAGGUGCGGCGAGUGUUGGCGUCUCAUCCUCACUUACUGCUGGAAGUGAAACAACUCGGUGGCUUUCUCCAUCAGGUGAUUUUGCAUUUGGAUUUUAUGAACUUCCAAAUGAGCUUUUCUUGUUAGCUAUAUGGUAUGACAGCAUAACCAAUGGGAGCAUCGUUUGGUAUGCAAAUGGAGACAACCCUGCUCCUAAAGGAUCAAGGUUGGAACUGAAUGACUCCCAAGGGUUAGUGCUCACCAGCCCUCAAGGUUCAGAGCUAUGGAGAUCAUAUUUCAGAUCUGGUACAGUUUCCAGUGGUCUAAUGAAUGAUGCUGGGAAUUUUCAGCUGAGAGACAAAGAUUUUGUGGUAUUAUGGGAUAGUUUCAGCAAUCCUACUGAUACAUUGGUGCCUACUCAAGUUCUGGAGUUAAAUGGCAAUCUUUCUUCUCGACAAGGAGAGUUCAACUUCUCACGUGGACGGUUCAAACUUCGUCUACAACAGGAUGGGAAUCUUGUAUUCAACCUUAUUAAUUUGCCUAGCAACUACAAUUAUGAGCCUUACAAUAGCACACGCACUGCUGAUGCUAAAAAUCAAACAAAUGCUGGCCAAAGUUUGAUAUUUGACAAAUCAGGAUUUUUGUACGUACUGAAGAAUAGUGGUGAGAAGUUUUAUAUCACUUAUCCAAAUGAGACAGUCUCAACUGAUGGCUUCUAUUACAAAGCAACACUCAAUUAUGAUGGAGUUCUCACCAUAGCAUAUCACCCUAAAGAUCCAAAAAACGGAACAAGCUGGGUUGUUGUUAAAACUAGACCAGAAAACAUAUGUUUGAAUUCUAGAUUCACGGAAGGUGAAGGUGUUUGUGGGUUUAAUAGCAUCUGUACCAUUAAAGAAGACCAAAGGCCAAUGUGUACCUGCCCAGAUGGAUAUUCUCUAAUUGAUUCCAGUAACAUGUAUGGUGGUUGUAUCCCAAAUUUUCAAGUCAUUUGUGAAGCCAGUGGGAAACGGGGUUCACAGGAUGAUCUAUAUACAAUGAUGGAAUUGCCAAACACUGAUUGGCCUAAAUCUGAUUAUGAAACAUUAAGUCCUUCUACUCUACAAGAAUGUAAGGAAUCUUGUAUGCAGGAUUGCUCAUGUGUGUUGGUUUCUUUCAACCAAAGCACCUGCUCGAAGAAGAAGCUCCCACUCUCAUAUGGGAGGAAAGAUCAGGAAGUAGAAGGAGUUUCUGUCAUGAAAUUGAUGAAAAAUGAUCCUCUUGCCUCCUUCCCCAAUAUGAAGAAAGAUCAUGAUACUUUGAUCAUUGUGAUAUCCGUUCUGUUUGGCACCUCUGUUUUUGUCAUUUUAAUGUUGGUUGGAUCAAUAUGUUUUGGGUUCCCUUACAGCCUCAAGAAAAUCAAAAGAAGUAGAACCAAGACCAACAAAGGUUUCUUCGACAAAAAUUUGCGCAAUUUCACCUUCAAGGAAAUUCAAGAAGCAACAAGCAACUUCAGAGAAGAACUGGGAAGGGGAUCUUGUGGCAUUGUCUACAAAGGAGAGAUAGGGAUGACUGGUGUAGCUGUUAAGAAAUUAGACAAGUUGUUCCAAGACAGUGAUAAGGAAUUCCAGACUGAAAUGAAUGUGAUAGGCCAAACUCAUCACAGGAACCUCGUUCGCCUUCUUGGAUAUUGCAAUGAGGGACAACACCGGAUGCUGGUGUAUGAGUUGAUGAGCAAUGGCACCUUAGCAAGCUUCCUUUUCACCCCAUUAAAACCAAACUGGAACCAAAGAGUACACAUUGCCCUUGGGAUUGCAAGAGGCCUUGUUUACUUGCAUGAGGAAUGUUGCACCCAAAUCAUCCAUUGUGACAUUAAGCCACAGAAUAUACUUCUAGAUGAUCACCACAAUGCCAGGAUUUCAGAUUUCGGGUUAGCAAAGCGGUUAUUGAUCAAUCAAAGCCGCACUGAAACUGGAAUUAGAGGAACCAAAGGGUAUGUUGCACCAGAUUGGUUUAGGAGUGCUCCGGUCACUGCUAAGGUUGAUACUUAUAGUUUUGGUGUAUUAUUAUUAGAGAUCAUUUGCUGUAGAAAAAAUGUAGAAAAAGAUCUUGUUGAUGAAGAAAAGGGGAUUUUAAGUGACUGGGCUUAUGAUUGCUACAGGUCUAAAAGAUUAGACAUUCUUCUAGAAAACGAUAAUGAUGCUGCCAUGGACACAAAGAGCUUCGAGAAGUUUGUCAUGAUUGCUAUAUGGUGCAUUCAAGAAGAUCCCUUUCUAAGGCCAACAAUGAAGGAAGUUUUGCACAUGCUUGAAGGAAUUGUUGAAGUUACAAUUCCCCCAAGUCCCUACCUCUAUGGUUCUGUUAGUUGCCAUUGAUAUUUGCUGCUUCUUUACUGCCCUACUUUCGGCACUGAUAGGUAAAGACAUCAUCUCAUUAUUUGUAGUUUAGUGGAAUAAGUUAUGAAAGAGAACGUGAAAUGUCAUUGAUCUUGCUGAAGAGAUUGAAGGCUCAAGUUUCAGAAGUUAAAAGUAUCAUGUUAUAGAACACUGACAAGGUACUGGAUUGUUUAGGUGUAUGAAUUGGAAUUUUUCCACUGAUAUUCAGUCAUUUCUUUUCAUUAUGCAUUAUUAUGUAACAUAUAAUCCAUGUGCAUCUUUAUGAUAUAUUCUCUUGAAAUAAAGUAUGAAAUUGAGGGGAGGGGGAUUUGGAUGCUAUAA